Acanthamoeba castellanii str. Neff is the source of this 2316-nucleotide messenger RNA. RefSeq names its product AMPbinding enzyme domain containing protein. The coding region runs from base 1 to 2316 and encodes 771 amino acids. Gene Ontology annotation, cellular component: endoplasmic reticulum; membrane. Gene Ontology annotation, molecular function: long-chain fatty acid-CoA ligase activity. The transcript is spliced from 18 exons. NCBI's taxonomy places the organism in Eukaryota, Discosea, Longamoebia, Acanthamoebidae. The record is from RefSeq and is a predicted model, not a curated record.
AUGGAUAGGCUGAGGGGCGGCGGUGGAAGAAGGGUGCCCGAGGUGCUGCGUCAGGUGGCGGCGGUCGAGGUGCGGCGACAGACCAUCGAGGUGGAUGAUCCGUGCGCCCGCUCCGGCGGGGAGACCCUGCCGCGACGCACGGCCCGACUGUCGGGCGAGCUGCUCUCCCUCCUCUUUCCCCACUCGACCACACUUCCCCACGCCUUCAAGGGUGCCACGGAGAGCAACCGCAACCGUGCCGCGGUGUCGGCCCGAGUGUGGACUGGCGACAAGUGGGGCGCGUACGAGUGCACCACCUAUGGUGCCCUCUCGGCGCGCGUUGACAACUUUGGAUCCGGUCUGCGCAACCUGGGCCUCCGCUCGGGCGACUUCCUCGCGAUCUGGGCCGAUAACAGCGUGGAGUGGGUCGUGGCGUCGCUGGCCGCCUUCGCACACUCGCUGGUGGUGGUGCCCAUCCGACCGGAUGUCUCCCCGACCACGGCCCGACACAUCCUCACCCACAGCAAUGCCAAGGUGGUGAUUUGCUCGCACGCCACGCUGCCCGAUUUGGCGUCGGUCAUCAAGAAGUGCAAGAAGGUGAGCCACGCGGUGGCGAUCCCGCGCUCCCAGAAGAGCAAGGGCAGCAGCAAAGGUGGUGUCGAACUGGAGGAUAUGCGCGACCUGGGCAAAUGCCAACUGCGGUCCUUCGCAGAAGUCGAAACCAACGGGUCACAAAAGCCCAUCAAGCCCAUCAUACCCGACGCCUCCUCGCCGGCCGUCAUCGCCUACACCGAAGGUCACAAAAGCCCAUCAAGCCCAUCAUACCCGACGCCUCCUCGCCGGCCGUCAUCGCCUACACCGAAGGGUGUGGAGAUCAGCCAUGCGGCGUUGGUCGCGACGCAGGCCGGGCUGGUGCCCAUGCUGGAGGCCGGCGGCGAGUGGGUGGUCGACUCAGAUGUGUUCUACGCGCACAACACCUUCGCCUCCACGUUCCACUUCACGCUCCUCUUCACGCUCCUCGCCUGCGGGGCCACCAUUGGCAUGCCGUCCGAGGGCGACGAAAAUCUGGCGGCUGACGUCGAGAAGCUGCGGCCCACCAUAUUUGCUGGCACACCAGAGGUGUACCAGCGCAUCUAUACUCGCCUCAUGCAGCUCGUGGCCCAGUCCAGCACGCUCAAGAAGUGGAUGUUCAAAAAAGGAGGCACCGAAGGGGGCGGGGGCGUGUCGGUGUGGGACGGGCUGGUGUUCAACAACUUCAAGGCGUCCAUGGGCGGCCGCGUCCGCCUCUUCCUCUCCUCCGACUACCCCCUUCCGCCCAACACCCGCCACUUCCUCCAGAUUUGCUUCAACUGCGCGGUGGUUGAGGUCUACACGCUGACCGAGGCGGUGGGCAUCGUGAGCGCCACCAAUCCCUCUGACCCGGCGUCGCUCCACGUUGGCUCGCCCAUCGCCUCCCUUGAGGUGAAGCUCAUCGACGCCAAGGCGUUGGGGUUCGUCACGAGCCACAAGCCACCGUCGGGCGAGAUCUGCAUUCGGGGCAUGUCCGUCGCACAGCGCUACCUCGACGACGACGCGCUCACAGAUGCGGUGUUUGAUGAGGACGGGUGGGUGCACACGGGCGACAUCGGCACCUGGAACGAGAACGGCACGCUCACGCUCGUCGACCGCAAGGAGAACAUCGUCAAGCUCCAGGGCGGUGACUUUGUCGCGCUGGGCAAAAUGGAGGGCCUGUACGCGCGAUCACAGUUCGUGCAGCAGAUCUACGUGCACGGGGACGACACCGAGCCGUGCCUCGUGGCCAUCGUGCUGGUGCACCCGUCGGUCGUCCGCAGCUUCGCCUCCAAGCCCGCCGUGCGACAUCAGUUCGAGGGCCAGUCGGAGGUGUCGGAGCUGAUCGAGAACCCCAUCAUGCGCAACGUGGUCGUGGCCGACCUCCGCGCCAUCGGCAAGUCGCUCGGCGUGCGAAGCUGCGAGCUGGUGCGGGCGGUGCACCUCGAGAUCGGGGAAUGGACGGUGGGCGAGGGCCUCGUCACGCCCAACAAGCGCCUCCACCGCAACGCCCUCCACUCCAAAUACCGCGACGAGAUUGCUGAACUCUAUGCUGAACUCAAGCGAAAAGCUCGGGAAGCGGUUGAGGGUGAAGACGACAUGCCCUCGUCGCCCUCUUCGUCUAUGUCGAGCCCCAGCCGAGCUGCUGCUUCCCAGGUCCAGUUCAGCGACACCAGUCGGUCGGCGCCGUCGUCUGCCUCGUCCGCCGCUUCCUCGUCGUCGGCCUGUGCGUCCGUUUCAUCGGCGGACAGCGACUCAUACAGCGACAGUGACGACUCCUCAUCUUAA